Molecule: messenger RNA, 1014 nt
Organism: Ipomoea nil (Japanese morning glory)
Lineage: Eukaryota; Viridiplantae; Streptophyta; Magnoliopsida; Solanales; Convolvulaceae
Exons: 1
Coding region: 122-850 (242 amino acids)
Source: RefSeq, a predicted model, not a curated record
ACCCUCAUUUAUAACAACCACCGACUCCACUCUUCCCCGCACGCAAAAUCCACAUUUCUCUUCUUCCAUCCUCUCUCGUUUCUCCAUUUUUUCCGGUUGGAGUUUCCUUUUUUCUCCGACGAUGGCGUCUCUCAAGGUCCACUCCGGAGCGGCGUUCGUUCACGGCAAUCGGGCGUUUGUUCGCCCCAAAUCCAACCCGGUCCGCCUGAACCCUAAUCACAUCUCCCAGAAAAAUCAAAUUCAACGAGUUUUCGCGUCCUACUCGCCGCCGCCGUGCGAUGGCCCGCUGGUACGUCGCGAUCCCGCGGCGAUUGCGGUGCCGGACGGAGGAGAAGCGGGCGGCGGCGGGGACAAAAUCGUGGCGGAGAAGUUGGACCGGUGGAUGCGGGGAUCCGUGGCGGAAAUCGUGAAGAACUUGACGAGAGCGCCAUUGCUAGUCCAAGUGUACUCGGACGGCGGCGGCGGCGAGGAGGACGCCGAGGUCAGAGCUGAGAGGGCGGUCGUCGAGGAGUGGCCGGCGGUCAAGGGCGAAUGGGAGAGCGGGGAGAGACGAUCGCCCGACGGACUCAUCUUCGUUGAAGAGCUCAGAGAUGACGCCGUUAACGACGAAGAAGAAGAAAAAUUUGACGGUGUUAACAGCCAAGCCAACGAAACGGUGACACGGGCGUGGGGGAUAGUGGUUCAGGGAAGAGGCGCCGAGUGCGGGCCGGUUUGCUACCUCUUGAAGACGAGCAAGGUCGGCGCCGGAAUCGGAAUGGGAGCGUUCUGCACCCAUUUUUGCCUGGUGAGAGUGAAGAGUUUCCGGGAAAGUGCUUUUUGCCAGUUCAAGAAUUGCUGGCUGCUUCAAUGAUCAUCAUCUUCUUCCCAAAUCCCAGUUCUCAUAUAUUCUUGCCAUCGAUCAUCUAGUCAUUCAAUAUAUAGUUUUGUAUAAAGAUGAUGAAAAUUGUAUAGCAAAUUAGAAUUCUUUACUUCACAUUCCUUCUUGAUUCAUUGAAGACUCAUCAAUUACCAUUA